CCGCGCCCCCGCGCCAUGGCCGGCCUCAACUCCCUGGAGGCGGUGAAACGCAAGAUCCAGGCCUUGCAGCAGCAGGCGGACAAGGCGGAGUACCGCGCGCAGGGCCUGCAGCGGGAGAUGGACGGCGAGCGCAAGAGGCGCGAGAAAGCCGAAGGGGAUGUGGCAGCUCUCAAUCGACGCGUCCAGCUUGUUGAGGAGGAGCUGGACAGGGCCCAGGAGCAACUGGCCACGGCCCAGCAGAAGCUGGAGGAGGCCGAAAAGGCCGCGGAUGAGAGCGAGAGGGGAAUGAAGGUGAUAGAAAACCGGGCCAUGAAAGACGAGAAGAUGGAGAUACAGGAGAUGCAGCUCAAAGAGGCCAAGCACAUCGCUGAGGAGGCCGACCGCAAAUACGAGGAGGUGGCUCGUAAAUUGGUCAUCCUGGAGGGCGAGCUGGAGCGGGCGGAGGAGCGUGCUGAGGUGUCUGAACUGAAAUGUGGUGACCUAAGAGAAGAGCUCAAAAAUGUCAGCAACAAUCUGAAGUCACUCGAGGCCGCAUCUGAAAAGUAUUCUGAAAAGGAGGAUAAAUAUGAAGAAGAAAUCAAACUUUUGUCCGACAAACUGAAAGAGGCUGAGAGCCGGGCUGAAUUUGCAGAAAGAACAGUUGCAAAACUAGAAAAGACAAUUGAUGACCUGGAAGAAAAACUUGCCCAGGCCAAAGAAGAGAAUGUGGGCUUACAUCAGACACUGAAUCAGACACUAAACGAACUUAACUGUAUAUAACCAAAACAGAAGAGUCUUGUUCCAACAGAAACUCCAGAGCUCCGUGUCUUUCUCUUCUCUUGAAAGAAGUUUCUUUUGCCAUUGAAAUCUUCGCUUUGCUGGAAAUGUCAAGCAAAUUAUGAAUAUAUGACCAAAUAUUUUGUAUCAGAGAAGCUUUGUGCACCAGUUAAAUCUAAUUCCUUCCUUUUUUCAAAAGGCACCAGCUUUUUCAGCUCUAUUUUUAUCCUUAAGUUGCAUUUAUUCAUAAGGUAGGCAGGGUAUUUUAUAUUGAGCAUACUCUCUUAAGACUGAGGGCAUUUGGUUCCUAGGAAAAUAGACAGCCCUAUACUUUUCAAAAACAACUCCAGUAUCUAGUCAUGGGUCAGCUUAGAAGGCUGAAGAAUGUAUAACUUUCUGGGCCACUGUUGGUCACAUGACAGGUAACCAGGGACCAUCACAUUAAAAUAUGGGUAGGGAUUUUCCAUCCAGAGGGG
This is a messenger RNA of Neogale vison (American mink), 1232 nucleotides long. RefSeq names its product tropomyosin alpha-4 chain-like. The record is from RefSeq and is a predicted model, not a curated record. The coding region runs from base 16 to 759 and encodes 247 amino acids. Gene Ontology annotation, molecular function: actin filament binding. The transcript has a single exon. Gene Ontology annotation, biological process: actin filament organization; muscle contraction. Gene Ontology annotation, cellular component: actin filament. Lineage: Eukaryota; Metazoa; Chordata; Mammalia; Carnivora; Mustelidae.